UUUUAAUUAUUUGUUGGUAUUUUCUUCAAAAAACAUAAGAAUAGCGUUUUGUUAUUUGUUAUAGUUUCUCAUAUUCAGUUGCGUUUAGUUACACCUCAUAAGUUUGUGGUUGUUACGAUGCUAUGGAUGUGAGCCACAGCAUAUUUCAACAUUGUGCUUUGAUACGAAAAUGGCUGAUGUCUCAAAUAAUGAUCGCAAAGUGAAGUUUACUAAAAACGGGAAAAUCGUUAAAAGACGUCUAAGGAAUCCAGAAGAAUGGCACAAACAAAAACAAAAGCGGCUAAGAAUAGCUGGCUUAGAAUAUAUAAACGCAAAUGGGAAAGUGGUACCACCAAAACGACCGGGUCCCGAUUGCAACUGUCGAAGACAAUGCUUUCAGAAGGUUCCUGAAGAUAUUAGACUAAAAACAUUUCAAGGCUUCUACUCCAUGAAAACUCACGACGAACAAAAUGCUUAUUUGUUUGGACUAAUGAGACAAGUUGAUGUCAAGAGAAAAAGAGUUAAAUCAAGUAGUCGUCGUACUUGCACGUUUGAAUAUUUCGUCAGAGUAAAGGGACGAGAAACUCAGGUGUGCCAAACAGCCUUCAAAAAUAUUCAUGCUAUCACUGAAAGAAAAGUCAGAGUUCUAUGUAAGAAGAUGGAUGAUGGUGUUAUGUUUCCUAGUGACAACCGUGGUAAAAAUAGUCACCGCCGUAGUGGAGAAGUUCGUCUGCCAUCUGGAAUGCUAGAUCAAAUAAGAAAUCACAUUUAUUCUAUUGUUCACACACAUAGACUAAAAGAUUUCAUCAGAUUGGACAAAAUUGCUGGAUUGGAAAUCAAUAUUUCAAAAAUGUGGAAAGAUUACAUUAAGACUUUUGAUCCCGAUAACAUAUCAGCUACUAUGCCUAGAUCUAAAAGAAGCGUGGAGCUAGUCCCACAAGUGGAGCAACCACAACAGGAACCUCAAAUUACACAAGAGGCUUUGGCUCCCAUUGCAUAUCCAGGAAGUGGUCAUCUGGUAAAUAUAGCUGAAAACUAUUUCCAAAAUCAGUAUCAGACAGCUACAUUGACUACAGCCCCAGCAACUAAUUUCUAUCAGACACCUAAUGGAGGACAAAGCAUGGGUAUUUUACUGCAAUCUGCACCAAGGCCUGCACAGCCCACCACAGCAUUCAUUGUAUUGCAAGCUAAACCUGAGCCCCCACAACACUCUACUAUCACAAUAGACAACCCUUACACACAUACUACUACAACUGAAAUGAUGCAUCAUCAUGUUGACACCAAACCAGAAAAGAAAAUUAAGAAAGAAAAGAAAAGAGGUCCAUUGGUUAAGCAGUGGAGGUACACUAAUAUAUUCCAUGAUGAAAUUAAUGGAGCAGCAUUGGCAGCUAUCAAAACUAGACUAGGGAUGUACUAUGCUGAGAGUGAUGCUGCCCGCAAGAAGGCCAAGCAGGCACAAGCUCAGGUUCAGGUGCGCCCUACAGAAGUGGUACAAACACAAACUCCCCCAGAACAGGUUCCUCAAAUGAGACAGACGCACACAGUUACAAUAUACACUUAAAACCAGGAAUUUUAAAACAUGGCCUUUCAAAAAGUAUUGCUUUAUAAGAAUUUAUGGGACUGAAUAAUUUUGUGUAUUUUAAGCUUUACUGAAAAAUAUCCAGCUUUAUUAUAUAUUAAAAAUGCAAUUCUAAUAUGAUUAAUACAUUGCAUUCAUAAUCUAUAGAUAAUUUCUGAAUUUGACAAGGAUAACAAUAAUUUUCUAGAAUUUUCUCUAGGCUUCAUAUUAGAUUUAUAUGAAUAAGCUAAAUGCUAAUCUAGGUAAUUCAUUAAGUACUGAGCAUGCAUGUUCAUUUAGUAACAUUAGCUAAUACUAGAGCAUGAACUAACAUGGAAUACAUUAAGAAAUGUAGUAUAGAACAAUACUGCAGCAACAAGAGCAGUACAGAACUUAUAGACCUUAAUUUAUUUACUAAUAAGAAAAUUGUGAAGGAUAUUGUUUACUGAUCUCAUGGUAUGUUUGCUUUAUAAUUCGAAAUCCAGUGCUUAUUAAAAUAGAAAUAAGCCAUAUAAACAGUGUAUUAAACUCGUAAUAACACUAAUAAGGGACUUAUGCAAACUAGUUGUGUGGAGUUACUGCCAGAAUAAUAAAAAAAAGGAUUUGUUUUGUACAAGGAAAUAAUUUGGGUCAAGAUUACUAUGGUUCAAGAGUUUUUCUCGAGUGCUUCAAUAUGCGAGCGUUGAUCUAAAUUACAUUUAUCGCCAAGCUUAUGACGGUGUGUUUAUGUAGAUAUGUGUGCACAUCAACAAUCGAUUUGCAACUUUAUUACAAACUUAUAUAUAGUUGAAAAUCUAUCUGAUAAGACUAGAUAUCCUUAAUAUACAGCGGGGUCGAGUUUGGCAGGGAAAUCUUACAAUAUUUAAAAUGUCGCAACUUCUCACAGAAUAUGUAACAAUAACAAUUUUGCUUUUAUUUUUUGUGCAUUU
Molecule: messenger RNA, 2466 nt
Organism: Spodoptera litura
Lineage: Eukaryota; Metazoa; Arthropoda; Insecta; Lepidoptera; Noctuidae
Source: RefSeq, a predicted model, not a curated record